Molecule: messenger RNA, 399 nt
Organism: Dentiscutata erythropus
Lineage: Eukaryota; Fungi; Glomeromycota; Glomeromycetes; Diversisporales; Gigasporaceae
Source: the annotation of a GenBank genome assembly
AUGGGAAGAUCAACACCAAACACACGUACAAGAAGACCACCAAAUGGAUUUUAUUAUGUCUUACCAGAAUGGUAUGGAGAGAAGCUUCAGCAGAAGGAAACAUAUGAACAAUUAGCACUUGAUGUCCUAAAUUUACAUUCCCAGAAGCACCCAAGAUAUAGAUACAGACCAAAUUCACGUUCUAAUAAGGCAGUACCUAUGUAUCAUCCAUAUAUGAAUACAACACCACGUUCUAAGGCCGUGCCUUUAUAUAAUUCAUAUAUGAAUACAUCAUCAACUUCAGCCUCUUAUCCUACUCAAAUGCCGAUUCCACAAGUUAAUUAUCAAACAACUGAUUUAUUAUCACAAUCUUCACUAGAAAUUGAUUUAUAUCAAUAUUAUCAAAAUCCAUGCAAUAAU